GGGCGUGCUGAUUUCUCGUUCCGCAGACUUUUUCGACACUGGUUUCCUGGAAUCAAUCCCCGGAACUCCGACUGACAUUAAGAAUGAGAUUGACGCGAGCAUAAGUGGUGAUCCUACCAGCUACACACUAUUGCAUGAUGCCUACGAGACUGAUGUGACGUCAAUGGUCAAUGACCCUUUCGAACAGAACUUGUUUUAUCUUGAGAAAGACACACGCAGCCUCUAUAGGAUGGACAAUUUCGAUCUUAAAUUUGAACACCCAAACCGCACUAUCACGAGUGUACACGCUGGUGUGUCUGAAUCCUCAACCAGCAUCGCUUUUGAUUGGAUAAGGAAAGUUCUGUACUGGGUAGACAAUCAUCAUGGAUGGGUCUGUUUACAACCAGCAUACACAGACGAUCCGACGAUGUUCACAGUGAUCAUCCACAGCUUGUCAUAUCCCUCGGCAAUAGCACUGGACGCAAUAGUGGGGAAGAUUUUUUAUUUUGAUCUGAGAAGCAGUAGUGGCCGUAUAUCAUCUGCUUCAUUGUCAGGAGACUUACAGAAAGUGAUAACACACAGAUCACUCGGGUUCGUGUCCAGUAUGGUCGCCGACCCCACAGAGCAGCGGCUGUACGUUUUAGACUCCGAACGAAUGGUAAUGGAGUCAAUGACCUAUUUUGGAAAUGACCGUCGGUCCAUCAGGAAACUGGCCGGAUACAAUAUUAUGUCAAUGGCUAUCACAAGGGAUGAUGUCUGCGUUGCUGAGCCUAACAGUUACUUUGUCGCCUGUUUCCUAAAGACUGAUGGCUCUCUCAAUAUGUUUCUCUCUUAUUGGUUCAAUACUCCUCGUGCCACCUCAUACUACGACAAGGCAUUCUUGGUAACAAAUGAGACAGAUAUCUGCAAGGACAAGGGAUGUGAACACAUAUGUGUUUCCAAUGGCACCUCCACGCAUGCGUGUCUCUGCAAGGAAGGUUUUACAUUGAAUAGUGACAGCAGAACAUGCACAGAGGAACACUACCUGCACGCUUCCGGUGUCCUCGUCAGUAACGGCACCCACAUCUGUAUGUCAGAGAUGCGCAGUAUGUCGGGAGGAACACUUGACCCUAUCUGUAUCCGCGCCAACUUCAGCGAUGUACGCCACCUGGCGGCGGAUGCCAGCACUAACACAGUGUUUUACUAUGACAAGGCUCAAAGUGAAAUUAGUGCCCAUGAUAUCAUAACCGGCGCAACUACCGUUCUUGCUUCUGCUGGCAAUGUGACAGGACUUGUAUAUGACUGGAUCACGAAGAACCUGUUCUGGGCAGAGGCAGACAUUGGCGACAUAAGAGUAGUCAAUGUAAACGACAAAGCAAGCUCUGUCGUGUAUUCCAAUAUCCGCGGUCUUGGUCCCAUAGCGAUUAGUCCUCAUAACCAAAGUCUUUUCUGGAUGAGCCAGGAAUUUGACGGAUCUGUAACGGUGUACGCCGGAAGUAUGGACGGAUCCAAUACGACGGUUAUUGUAAGGCCGGAAGACACUUUUAUUCCAUCAGCGAUGUACGCUGAUCCAUCCACUGGCAGACUAUUCUAUCUGGACUUCUUUACACUGGUAGCCAUUAACCCAGACGGAAGUGACCCUGUGGUGUUAUACACCUCCGUUAUGACAUCCGAUCUCGUCAUUUAUAAGAGGUACGCCCUGUGGAUCUCCGACGAUGACGAUUUCCUGUACGGGACCUCAUACUUCAAUGCGAACAAGGACACCAGGCUUCAUGACGAGGAAUUCGGACAGGUCACUGCUCUGGCAGUCUUUGACAUCACCCUUCAAAAACAGGAACUAAGUGUCUGCAGUAGAGUACCAAACGGUGGAUGUGACGAUAUCUGCCUCCCAUCUGAUUCAGGACCUGUGUGUAAAUGUAGCUACGGUUUAACUCUCAAAACAGAUAAUAAGACGUGUUCAUCAGUACCUAUGACGGAUAACUUCCUGCUUAUCUCUGAUAUUGCCAACUACAAACUUUACCAAGUGUCACUUACUGAUGGGAAUAAUGUUACACUUUUGGAGAGCGAGCCAUCUUUCUACGCUACCGGGUCUGCAUACAACCCUGCUGAUGGCAGGAUUUAUAUCACUGAUGCAGCUUCUGAGACCAUCUUCAGCAUGCUGCCAAAUGGCUCCAACAGAACAACUGUUGUCCAGUUUUCGGGUAAGGUACCGGAACGACUGGCUUUCGACGGCUCCACUAGAAAUGUCUACUACAGUGUGUCCGAUAUCUUUAGUUUUGGGGCCGAUGGGUAUAUAGGCGUUUAUGAUCCAACCAAAAUGGUGCACAAGAUUCUAGUUGAAAACUUGGAGUCUCCGAGAGGUCUUGCGGUAUUCCCAUCGGAAGGAUUGCUGUUUGUCGCGGAUUACGGAUCAAUCAGCUCAUCAAUCGACAGCGUCUGGAUGGACGGGACAAACAGAAAAAAUCUUGUGACAGACUCGGACGAACUUGUAGCACCAACCGGUCUGACUUUGGACUAUGCAAAUAAGAAAGUAUACUGGGUCGACAAUUAUAAUGACGAUAUCCACAGCUGUGACCUUGAUGGUGGCCAAGUGACCCAUUUUCUGACGGAGCCCAUUGGUUACUUGACUGACAUUGUUAUCCAAGGCGACUACCUAUACUACGUAGGCAUGAACUUACCAAGUGUGAUGAAAGCCGAGAAGGCAACUGGAAACAAAAUGACGUAUAUGAGCCCAACAGCUGAGCUAGGAGCUCUUGAGACUGUCUCUGUACAACCAGGGGACCUCCAGCCAGUGAAUAGCCACUGUCAGAAUAACAACGGAGGAUGUAGCACCUUCUGUCUACCAAUUCCAUUCGCUCGUAGCUGCGGAUGUGAGGAAGGGGUGCUACUUCUGGAGGACAAAAUGACAUGUCAGGGAGUGAAGAAGGAGUGUCCUAGAAUUAUUCCGUUUGGCUCCCUGGUUCCUGACAUAGACUGUUUCGCUAUAGAGGGCUAUAAGUGUCGGGUGACAUGUAGUGAAGGUUAUCGCAGGAAUCCAGCUCAUACUUUCGACAAAAUGACUUGUACCAGCACUGGGCAAUGGGAUUAUGACGUGAACACUAUUUGUGAACCCGUGACAUGUCCGCAAGAAAUACCAAAUGGUCAGUUAUCAGGUGGGUGCGACCGGUCGGUAAACGCUGUAUGUUCAGUGCAGUGUAACACCGACUACACCCCCGGCCCCACGGGAUCCUUAGUCAGCUGUCAGAGAACCGGCUACUGGACGCCUGAUAGUUCCACAACUUGUAUACCAAUUGUAAGAUGCACGCCGAGUGUUCAGAAUGGUAUGCUGAGUGCUGACUGUAAAGUAGGUAGCACCUGCUCAAUCACCUGUAAUGAAAACCACUCGUUGAGUUCUCACGUCCUAUCUGUACACUGUCGCGCUGACGGAACCGUCAGUGUCAACCCAAACACAGUCUGUGAACCUAUCAAGUGCCCAGAUCUGGACAAUGUGUUACUGGAGUCGAGCUGUCUGUCUAAAGCUGGUACUGAAUGUGGAUUUACUUGCAAGGGUGGCUACACGGCUGUUCAUCAGGGGCGAGUGGCUUGCCAACCAGACAGCACAUGGUCCAUGACAUCGAAUGAGCUCUGUCAAGCCGUCACUUGUGAUGAGACAUUGCCAGGAACAAUCCUGUCGCCUGGAACGACUCCCAAAGCCAACAUGGAUUUUACUUUCACAUGUGAAGAUAAUUUAGUCAAAAAUAAUGACGUUCGAUCGGUGCGGUGUAUGACUACCGGAUCGUGGAGUAUAAAGUCAAGCUCACUGUGUACUGUGGCCAGUGUGACCGGUACUGAGAGUCAGACAAGUAGUGCUAAUGUAGGUGCGGGCGUUGGAUAUGGUGUCCUAGCCAUGGUGGCGCUCAUUCUCGUCAUCCUGGCCAUAGGCUACUUCUACUACCGUAGCAGACGAACCAGCAAAGCUCGAUUCGUGGAAUCUCCUAAUGUGAAGUUUUCAGGGAACAAUGAAUUUCACAACCCUACAGCUCAUAUUGAUGGCACCAAUAUUUCAAACCCCCAAUAUGGCAUAACGGAUUCAGCCACAAACAAUCCAAUGACGUCAGACUUACAUCCCUAUGAGAACCUCCCGGAAGUGAAAAGCAUGGACUUGUCGGAGGCUAAUGGGGCGAAUACUAACCCUUAUCACAAGUUCUGAUUAUACAGCUAUCACGGACAGAAAUGUUGGCUAAUAGUUUGUUGAUUAGUUUACGUCAACACUGGUUUAGUUGUGUUAAAAAAUAGAGGGGUGGAUCUUCUACUUUUAAAAUAUAGCCAAAUUAGAAUGAGUUUUUUAAGAUCGUUCAACAAAAUAAAAGAUGCAGAUUUUAGCAAUUUGAUUUGUAAAAAAAGUGAUGACGAAGACCCCUGUCAUCAACUGCACCAAAUCUCUUCUAUGAAAUCUGUGUUUUCACUAUUACGAAUACGGUAGCAUCUGGUUAUAUUGGCGUUUCUUGUGAGUAAUAGAGAAUAUUGGUAAUACAUCUACUGGUGUCUGCUGUAAAGGACUGCUAAUAUACACAGGCAAAACUAAUGCUAUGGACUUAAUGCUAAAUAUGUUUGCACACAUCUUUCUUGCGAUGCAUUGAUAUCUUCGACAAUUCUUAAAUAAAUUGUCAGCUUAAUAUUUACUUAGCAUACAAUCUUGUAUAGAAAUCCACGCUGUGAGUAAGACUGUAGUAAUCCUCUCUGUUCUAACAGUGAGACUGUAGAAAUCCUCUCUGUUCUAACAGUAAGACUAGAAAUCAUCUCUGUUCUAACAGUGAGACUGUAGAAAUCCUCCCUACUCUAACAGUGAGAUUGUAGAAAUCCUCUCUGUUCUAAGAGUGAGACUGUAGAAAUCCUCCCUACUCUAACAGUGAGAUUGUAGAAAUCCUCCCUACUCUAACAGUGAGACUGUAGAAAUCCUCUCUGUUCUAACAGUGAGACUGUAGAAAUCCUCCCUACUCUAACAGUGAGAUUGUAGAAAUCCUCUCUGUUCUAACAGUGAGACUGUAGAAAUCCUCCCUACUCUAACAGUGAGAUUGUAGAAAUCCUCCCUGCUCUAACAGUGAGAUUGUAGAAAUCCUCCCUGUUCUAACAGUGAGAUUGUAGAAAUCCUCUCUGUUCUAACAGUAAGACUAGAAAUCAUCUCUGUUCUAACAGUGAAAUUGUAGAAAUCCUCUCUGUUCUAACAGUGAGAUUGUAGAAAUCCUCUCUGUUCUAAGAGUGAGACUAUAGAAAUCCUCCCUACUCUAACAGUGAGAUUGUAGAAAUCCUCCCUGCUCUAACAGUGAGAUUGUAGAAAUCCUCUCUGUUCUAACAGUAAGACUAGAAAUCAUCUUUGUGCUAAAAGUGAGACGAGAAAUCCUCUCUGUUCUAAGAGUGAGACUAGAAAUCCUCCCUGCUCUAACAGUGAGAUUGUAGAAAUCCUCUCUGUUCUAACAGUAAGACUAGAAAUCAUCUUUGUGCUAAAAGUGAGACGAGAAAUCCUCUCUGUUCUAAGAGUGAGACUAGAAAUCCUCCCUGCUCUAACAGUGAGAUUGUAGAAAUCCUCUCUGUUCUAACAGUAAGACUAGAAAUCAUCUUUGUGCUAAAAGUGAGACGAGAAAUCCUCUCUGUUCUAAGAGUGAGACUAGAAAUCCUCCCUGCUCUAACAGUGAGAUUGUAGAAAUCCUCUCUGUUCUAACAGUAAGACUAGAAAUCAUCUUUGUGCUAAAAGUGAGACGAGAAAUCCUCUCUGUUCUAAGAGUGAGACUAGAAAUCCUCCCUGCUCUAACAGUGAGAUUUUAGAAAUCCUCUUUGUUCUAACAGUGAGACUAGAAAUCAUCUCUGUUCUAACAGUGAGACUGUAGAAAUCCUCUCUGUUCUAACAGUGAGACUAGAAAUUCUCUCUGUUCUAACAGUGAGACUAGUAAUCCUCUCUGUUCUAACAGUGAGACUAGAAAUCAUCUCUGUGCUAAAAGUGAGAGGAGAAAUCCUCUCUGUUUUAACAGUGAGACUAUAGAAAUUCUCUCUGUUCUAACAGUAAGACUAGAAAUCCUCUCUGUUCUAACAGUAAGACUUGGAAUUCUCUUUGUUCUAACAGUAAGACUUGAAAUUCUCUUUGUUCUAACAGUAAGACUUGAAAUUCUCUCUGUUUUAACAGUAAGACUUGAAAUUCUCUCUGUUUUAACAGUAAGACUUGAAAUUCUCUCUGUUUUAACAGUAAGACUUGAAAUUCUCUCUGUUUUAACAGUAAGACUUGAAAUUCUCUCUGUUUUAACAGUAAGACUUGAAAUUCUCUCUGUUUUAACAGUAAGACUUGAAAUUCUCUCUGUUUUAACAGUAAGACUUGAAAUUCUCUCUGUUUUAACAGUAAGACUUGAAAUUCUCUCUGUUUUAACAGUAAGACUUGAAAUACUCUCUGUUCUAACAGUGAGACUAGAAAUACUCUCUGUUCUAACAGUAAGACUUGGAAUUCUCUUUGUUCUAACAGUAAGAUUAGAAAUCCUCUCUGUUCUAACAGUAAGACUAGAAAUCCUCUCUGUUCUAACAGUGAGACUAGAAAUUCUCUCUGUUCUAACAGUAAGACUUGAAAUACUCUCUGUUCUAACAGUAAGACUAGAAAUACUCUCUGUUCUAACAGUAAGACUAGAAAUCCUCUCUGUUCUAACAGUAAGACUAGAAAUCCUCUCUGUUCUAACAGUGAGACUAGAAAUUCUCUCUGUUCUAACAGUAAGACUUGAAAUACUCUCUGUUCUAACAGUGAGACUGUAGAAAUCCUCUCUGUUCUAACAGUGAGACUAGAAAUCAUCUCUGUGCUAAAAGUGAGACGAGAAAUCCUCUCUGUGGUAACAGUAGAAAUCCAUUGAUUUUGUGAUUACAAGACCAAGACUUCCGGUAAUGUCCUACAGAAAAAAAUACAUGUUAGGUUAAAAGAUAUUUCUGUUUUACAUCCAACAACUCUAACAGACCAGCUAAGUAACUGUGACAACUGUUAUAUGAACAUUCUUGUAAUGCUUUCUAUUUGAAAUGAGUAUUUGAUGUCAAAACCGAUAGAAGACUGUGAUCUCAACAAAGGAAUGGAUGCUGAUCCGUAGGAGAAAGUAGUUGGUAAGAUCAGACUGGUAUGAAAGAGAAUUAUUUAAUGUCAGUUUACAUAGAAUGGCAUAUUAAUUGUGUUUGUCACACAAAACCUGUGAUACCUACCUUUAUGGAUAAAUAUUACCACCUGCAAACAAGUUGUAUUGGUAUAUUUUACAAUUCGGUUUUUGUAUAGAAAACAGAUGUGAUUAUAUAUAUAAAUUGUAAAUAGAUUUAUAUGUGUGUUUGUAUAUGUAAAUAUAUAUCAAAAAGUAUAUAUGUUAUAUAUGUAUACACUGCUAACUUGUACUUGGAAUUUUUAUACAUUUUACUUGCCCAUUUAAUAAUUUAGCCUCCAAGGCAUAUUGUAUAACUUUGUAUGUUUUUAACCAGAGAACGUUUUCAUAAGAUUGUUUCAUUACCAUAUUACGUGUUGUGUAUGGUAGCCAUACAUAUGCCUCAUUUUCUUUUCCUGUUACCAUUUAAUUAAUUGAUAUAACCAUUUAUCAAAUUAUUUCUACCAAGCUGUACCAGAUUUAAGACAUUAUUUGUCAUUGUUCGUUAUAAUUUCUUCGAUGUAUUGUUCAAUUUCCUAUGCUUGAAAAGAUAAUUAUCGUCCUGCCCACCAUUUGCUUAAUUAAUAUGGUCAUAUGUUCUGUCUGUGCAAACAUGACCAUAUCUGGUCAUUGUUAAUAGGGUAUCACGCAAAGGUAAAGCAUGGAAAGUAUAUAACGUCUGAUAUGGGGGUUUUAUGAAAAAGACUUUUGGCAAUUGAAGACCAUUAAAUUGUUUGAAGAAAGAUUACACAAUUGUUUAUUGAUAUAGUUGUACUUGGUUGAUAGCUUGAUGCCGUCCGUUUGAUUGAGUCAUUCCUAUAAUUGUCGGACGCCGCAGUAGCCUUACUUGUGAUGCUUUCCUCUUCAUCAAGUCAUCAAUGUUGACGUUGGGCACCAUAUCAUCCUUACAUUGUACAUGAUUGAUGCCUUAACUUCCUUUUUAUUGAGUUAUUGAUAUAAACUGCAGACAUCUUAGCUUGCUUUAUCUGGCAUCUUCCAUAUGUUUUGACUAAUUGAGGUAAUGUCUUCCCAACUACAGUUAAGGUCCAUCAGAAAGGUAUACUCAAAUUCAUCCAUAACAUGGUUCUUACUGAACGGAAAUAUAUAUAUUUUACAUUGAA
Messenger RNA from Mizuhopecten yessoensis (Yesso scallop), 8209 nucleotides. Its product is annotated as low-density lipoprotein receptor-related protein 2-like. Lineage: Eukaryota; Metazoa; Mollusca; Bivalvia; Pectinida; Pectinidae. The record is from RefSeq and is a predicted model, not a curated record. Bases 164 to 4147 code for a protein of 1327 amino acids. The transcript has 23 exons.